Messenger RNA from Trichoderma harzianum CBS 226.95, 1092 nucleotides. RefSeq lists its product as hypothetical. The record is from RefSeq and is a predicted model, not a curated record. Lineage: Eukaryota; Fungi; Ascomycota; Sordariomycetes; Hypocreales; Hypocreaceae. Bases 1 to 1092 code for a protein of 363 amino acids. Gene Ontology annotation, molecular function: SNARE binding; SNAP receptor activity; phosphatidylinositol binding. Gene Ontology annotation, cellular component: SNARE complex; endomembrane system. Gene Ontology annotation, biological process: Golgi to vacuole transport; intracellular protein transport; vesicle fusion. The transcript has a single exon.
AUGGCGCCACCGCCCGAGAUUGCGAUACCGUCGACGAGCGUCUCUGACGAAGGCUCAUCGAAGCCCUACACGCUAUACAACAUCAGUCUUCGCCUACCGCUGCGUUCCUUCAUCGUCCAGAAGCGAUAUUCCGAAUUCGACGCCCUCCACAGCGCCUUGGUCAGCCAAGUUGGCGCUCCACCGCCGUUGCCCCUGCCCGGCAAGCAUUGGCUCAGGUCGACCAUCAACUCGCCCGAGCUCACGCGAGAGCGGCAGCUUGGCCUCGAAAAGUACCUGCGAGUGAUUGCGGAAUCGCCGGACCGAAGAUGGCGAGACACCUCGGCCUGGAGAACGUUCUUGAAUCUGCCGAGUUCUAGCACGAGCAACUCUACAGUGUCGGCGGCAGGUAUGGUUGGCACAGCUUCAGGAGUGGCGGACCCGGGAGCCUGGCUGGAUGUUCACAGGGAAGUGAAGCAGUGUUUGCAUGAAGCGAGACAAUGCCUUUCGAAACGAGACGGAGCGGCCGACAGCGGCAAUUUCACGGCGGCGGCGGAGGCGGCAGCGGCAGCCAAGAGAGUGCUGGUCAAGGCCUCCGGGCUGGUUAACAACCUUUCGGACGGCCUCCGCAAGAUGCAAGAAUCGGGAAGACUGGGCGAAGGCGAGAUACGGAGAAGACGCGACCUCGUCUCGGCCGCCAAGAUGGAGCGAGACGGACUGGAUAAGCUUGCCAGCACCAUGCCUGGCUCGUCGGUGACCCCCAGUCGAGGUGGUAGUCUGGGCCAAGUGCAAGCGUCCUCUUCCAAUAGAUCGAAUCUCUUGGCGGCAGCCAAGCCUGCGACAUCGAGUCGAGUACUGGGCGCCCCAUUGCCCGAAACAGACCGGACGAGGGAGCUCGACAACCAGGGCGUGCUGCUGCUACAGAAGCAGGAGAUGCAAUCCCAAGACCAGGCAAUCGACCAGCUCGCCGCCAUUAUACGGAGGCAGAAAGAGAUGGGCAUUCAAAUCAAUGAGGAAGUAGAGCGACAGACGGAGCUUUUGGACUCGCUCGACGAGGACGUCGAUCGGGUCGAUGGCAAAGUCAGGGUCGCUAACAGGCGCAUUAAGAAGAUGUGA